CAUGUGUACACCUGUUAAGAAGAUUGGAAGUGGCGUCCAUAUUUCUACACCUAGUCACAGGGAAGCUACUGCUACUGCUGCUGCUGGCCUGGUCUCUCUACCGAGAAAAGAUGGCGGCCUCCUUGCUGACAAGGGCAGCAUUAGGAGCACUCCGAGUGGCUGUCAGGCUACAGCGCCCAUGCAGUAGGCCAGCUGCCAAUGUGACCUCUCAGUAUCCGGGCAUUAUAGAAUCCCAAGAAGAAUUUCACUUUGUGGAGCGUCUCAUACCACCUACUAAAGUCCCCAAACCACCAAAACAUACAGAAAUCACUCCAUCUGGGUGGAUCCCCCCUAAAGACAACACCCCCACAGAUCUCCCUUACAUUGUAAGACGAUCUCGGAUGCACAAUGUUCCGGUGUACACAGAUAUCACUCAUGGUAAUAGGCACAUGACCAUUAUUCGCAAGAUUGAAGGUGAUAUAUGGGCACUGGAAACUGAAGUUCGAGAUUUCCUGACCCAGCUAACAGGAAAGACACCAGCUAUUCAAGUAAAUGAGAUCAAUCGCACCAUCCGGGUUAAAGGUUAUUAUGAUAAGGAACUAAAAACAUGGCUAGGCGAAAAAGGAUUCUGACAUGACUAGUAAAGGAAGACCAGUCCAGUUUGCAAUGGAUAAUAUAAAGGCUGCAGUCGUUACCAGUAACAUAUUACAUUGACAGACUCUGUAUGCUAAGCAAACAUUAAGGGCGCAGGAUUUGUUUCUUUUUACUGUGAAUGCAAAUCUUAAUACAUUUCUAUUAAAUAUGUUCUAGAACAUUGUU
This is a messenger RNA of Pseudophryne corroboree (corroboree frog), 798 nucleotides long. It is a transcript of the gene MRPL49, whose product is annotated as mitochondrial ribosomal protein L49. Gene Ontology annotation, cellular component: ribosome; mitochondrial large ribosomal subunit. Gene Ontology annotation, molecular function: structural constituent of ribosome. The transcript is spliced from 4 exons. NCBI's taxonomy places the organism in Eukaryota, Metazoa, Chordata, Amphibia, Anura, Myobatrachidae. Gene Ontology annotation, biological process: translation. The record is from RefSeq and is a predicted model, not a curated record. Bases 111 to 611 code for a protein of 166 amino acids.